Messenger RNA from Tuber aestivum (summer truffle), 5055 nucleotides. The record is from the annotation of a GenBank genome assembly. NCBI's taxonomy places the organism in Eukaryota, Fungi, Ascomycota, Pezizomycetes, Pezizales, Tuberaceae.
GCUGAUUGAUACAUCUCGAUCACUUCCACACGACGUGUGUACCUUUUUCCGUUUUUUUCUUUUCUUUCUAUUCCAUUUCUUACCCCUUCCUGAUGGGUAGUUCCCAACUGUGUUGCUUGUUUUCGAGUUGACCGUUCGAAUUUAGGUUCCUGCAUCCAAUUAGUACCUCUCAUUUUUGCCGGCCACCCGAAAUCCCCAACCCGAACCCCCCCCAUCUCUCGCGCGCGCCCGACCCUACUGUGACUCCCUUUUUUUCCUUCUUUUCUUCAGCCGUCUGUCUAGCUUUAGCUCCUCCUCCACCCAACCUCGAAACUUUGAACACCCAAUACUCUUUUUUCUCACUGAAAAGGGUCUCUCAAUAGCCAUCGUGGAUCCCACGAGAUUAUAAUUCCUUCCUUUUCUAAAGGUUGGCACAAGCAUGAGGCCCCCCUCAUUGCUUGCUCCGACCUCUUCGCUCUCGCGGCGGCUAUGGGGAGUGCUCUCUCUAUCCGCCGCGUUUGUGAGUGCUUUAAACGUAACUUCAGUUCCACAACCAUCCUUCAACCUCGACGGCCUCGGUCACGUCGGUCUCGUGGGUGACUUCAAUGCGAUCUCCAUCUACGAGUACCUGGGUCAAACGGGGUCGUCGGCCUUUUCUAAUGGGUCCGAGAGUUUAUUGUCACAACUUCCCAAUGGUCUCUUCACGUCGCUGGCCUCGGCUGACGCCGCGAUACAGGCUCUCUGUGUGCACCAGUUGAAGGAUGGGACGGUAAAGGGUAUAUUUGUUGGUGGGAGUUUCACGAGCCUGGGAAAUGUGCCGGUUAAUGGCGUGGCCUUGUUUGAUCCUCGGGAUGGAAAGGUGACGGCCCUGGAUGGGCUGGUGGGGAAAGUUCAGGCUUUGCUCUGCGAUAAGGAGACGAACACGGUUUACGUUGGGGGAGAUUUUAUGGGUUCGAACUCUAGUAAUGCUAUUGCUUGGGUGGAUGGGGCAGGGUGGACGGACCUGCCGUUUGACGGAUUUGAUCAGCCAGUCAAGACAAUCACCAAAUCUCCGAAUAAUACCAUUGUGUUUGGUGGGGCCUUUAACAACCUUGUUAAUGCUUCGAGUCCCCGUGUCAGACAUGCUCAAGCCAUCAAUCUAGUCUCGGCGGGUAUUACUGAUGAGCAGACUACUGACCUGACCGACUUUGACGAUCCCGCCGCCAUUGUCUGCCCGACCGGGAAGGAGAAGCAGUGGUUGUUGAGGGAUGGGCAAAGGGGGUCCUGGUCCGCGAAGUUCAAGUUUUCUUUUAAGCCCACCAAGUUGAGGAUACGCAACGCCAACUUUGAAGGUCGCGGAACGAGACUCUUCAGGGUUACAGCGCUCCCCAUCAACGGAAUAAUGAACCUUACCUACACUGAUCCCACAACCAACACAUCCAUGCACUGUGAUGCUUGGUGCCCUCUAUCUGCUACGGCAGAGUUUGAAGACUUCUUUUUCGUGAACGAUGUUGCCAUGAGCACUAUUCGUGUAGAUAUUCUUGAUUUUUACGGUUCCGGUGGUGGGCUUGCUGGUAUUGAGUUGUUCCAAGAUGGUAUGUUGAGUUUUUUCUUGUGUUGCUGUCGUCUCGGGUCGUUGACAUGUGGAUUGAUGAGUAUUCUUAGACAUUUAUUCUUUUGCGUCGUCGGAUUUGAACGAGCCAUCAUGUGUGGCUGCUCCUGCCAAGUCUAACUCUGUUGUCACUGGGCGGUGGAUCGAAACUAUGGGCCUCGACGCAGACUCCGAGUACCUCUCCAUUUACCUUAACAUGAGUCAGUUAGGGACCGCUUCUGUUGUUUUUGAGCCGCAUAUUCAGCAGUCUGGGGAGUAUGUUGUGCUCAUGUACACGCCAGGUUGCCGACAAGACAGCAGCUGUACUGCCAGAGGCCAAGUCAAUGUCACUGGAACUUAUACUAAGACUGGGGCUCCUCAGCCGGCGCCGCCCUACUAUCAGACUAACGAUUACGCUAAAUAUGACACUGUGUACAGAGGAUUUGUUGAUGCCGCCGAUGAUACCUUCCGUCCUAGGGUCACUCUCACUCCUACUGCUAGUCAAUCAUUCCCGGUUGUCAAUAUAGUUGCUCAGAAGGUUCAGUUCGUGAUGUUCAGCAACUCGACACGUAUUGGGACAAGUGAGGACGACUCUGAUUCUAGCUCUUUGGAGCUGAACGGUCUUUAUGAGUUUGAUCCUAAGCAGACCGAUGUCCCGAAGGCUUCCGAUGUUGCUAAAUCGGUCAUUAGUACGGCUGGAAGCCGAUUGCGUACCGGUGCUAAGGUUAGGGCAGUUGUUGCCAAGGAUGACACCCUUUACGUGGCUGGUGAAUUCUCAGCAAAGGAUGAUAGCUUUCAACAUAUCUUCACUAUUGGCCCUGGCGGUGUUGCUUCUGUAACUAGGGGUGGUUUGGAUGCGCCGGUCAACGCUCUGCUGUUAGGAGGAGAUCUCCUAUAUGUUGGUGGCCAAUUUCAAAACACUAAUUCUAGCCCCACAACUGGCUUAGGUUUUGUUGCUAGUUAUAAUACCAAGACGAAGGAAUGGGGUGGAUUGGGGACUGGUGUUAAUGGUCGUGUCAGGGAGCUGGUUCAUAUCUCUUUGAAUCUUACUCGUGGAGCAAGGGACGGGAUUGCUCUCAGUGGUGAUUUCACCACCAUCAAAGCAGACGGUGCCAACGCUGGUGCUGUGGAUGUGGAGGGGUUUGCCGUCUGGAUUCCAUCUGAAAAGCAAUGGUUGGAACGAAUGACCAAUGAGAGUGUCUCACUCGGGGGUAUUCUUUCGGCUUCCACCAAUGUUCCGAACAGCAGUAUACUCUAUUCUGGUUCCAUGUCUUCUCAGACCGACGCAGCGCCUGGUGCCGUUUCUCUUCGCUCCAAGGACGACCUCGACGUCCAGGCCCUCCCAAUCCAGCUUGUCAACAACCAGGAGGGCACUGCUAACAGGAAGCGUGCUGUCGUUCCUUCGGAUUUCACAGGCGUCGUCACUGGAGCAUUCUAUCUUGGCAACGGCAAGAACUACACUAUCCUUGGCGGCCACUUUUCUGCUCAGGGUAACGGUGGAACCGUCAACAAUGUCGUACUCAUUGAUAACAAGUCGUCGAAUAAUUCUGUCAUUGGGAUAGGAAAUUCGCUUGAUGCUUCUAGUCUUGUUCUCUCAAUGCUUCUUGUUGAUCAAUUGCUGUUUAUUGGCGGCUCGAUCACCGGCAAGGUUGGUGAUAACGAUAUUAAUGGAAUUGCUACGUGGGAUAUGUCCACAAUGUCGUUCGCUAGUAAGGACCAACCUGUUGGGCUUCAAGGUUAUUAUCCUUUUACCUCCUCUAUUUGCCUCCUCUAUAUUGAAGGGCGGUUGUACUAACAAAGAUGAUAGGCGCCAAUGGCGUGGAAGUUCAUGCGAUCACUCGUCGUCCCAGUAAUGUGAGGGAGAUCUAUGUUGCCGGGAAGUUUGACCAAGCCGGUUCCCUUCCUUGCCCGGCCCUUUGCAUCUUUGAUAAUACUGCUCAGCAAUGGGAGACCCCUGGGCUUGACGUCUCCGGGCAAAUUAACGUCCUGUACUGGGUCGAUGUUAACACCUUGCUUGUUGGGGGUGAUAUGAGUAUCAAUAAUACUGCUACGUAUCUCGCGAUCUACGAUGCCAAGGCUAGUGGUUGGCGCGCCUUUGAGGGUGACAUUACCAAUAUCCCUGGACCUGUUACCAGCAUUGCUGUAAAUGCCGAUACUAUCGAUUCUAUCUUUAUUUCUGGCACCAGUGCGAAUGGCGGAGCUGCUUAUGUGAUGAAGCUCAAGAGUGAUGGCAAGUUUCAAGCUCUGGGUAUGUUGUCCAAAUAUGUUUUCAUUAUCCAUUUACUAAGUCCUGUAAUAGCUGGUCUCGGGAACAGUACCGUCAUUAGGAGCAUCCAAGUUCUUGAACUCCAAAACGGUAAUGAUUCUAAUGACUUCCUCGACGAUGAUCAAGUCCUCCUCGUCAUGGGAUCCCUUAAUCUCCCCAACUUUGGCAAUGCCUCUGCCGCAACCUUCGAUGGGACAAACUGGAAGCCCCUAUUCCUUACCACCACAGCAGACAACCAACCGGGAACAAUUGUCUCCUUGUUCUCUCAGAGACAGCAGAAAUUUUCACCCGGAGGUUAGUCUAUCCCCUCUUGUAUUCCCUUUUUAUCACUUACUAACAAAAUAAUAUUCAAGGCAAAAAACUAGCAAAAGGCUUCGUGAUCCUGAUUUCCCUCGCCAUUGCACUCGGCCUUGUCUUCUUACUCGUCUGCUUGGGUGUGCUAGCUUCAUACAUUCGCCGCCGCAACGAGGGAUACGUCCCCAUGCCAACUACGCCUUCGCCUGGAGGACAAUCUCCGGAUAUACAGGAGCGAUUACCACCUUCACAUCUGUUUAGUAGUAUUGGACAGAAUUUGGGGAGAAAUGGCCCGCCAGUGGUAUAGAACUCUUUUUUUGCGAGUAACGAAAGUCAAUUCAUUCUUCCUCUCUUCGGAGGACUUUGGCUUAGCCGUUUUCUGUUUAAAUUUUUCUUUUUUUCACUUUUUUUCCGGCGUACUUUGUUUUCUUUUCCGUCCUUGAUUUUGUGCGUAUCUUAAAUUCCUGUUCUAAUGGGUUGGUUUCCUUUUUUCCACUUACUACCUUACCUUACCAUUAUCCCCAACAUGGUUAGUGAUUCACCAUGACUCCCCGAAUGGGGCCUAAUUCCCUGUAUUAUUUUUUUAUUUUUAUUUUUUUUCCUCCCCCUUUCUCAUUCUAACCGCCAGGGCAGAUGUUACUAGUGCUACUGCUCUUUGGCUGGAUACCUCUCGCGAUACCUGUCGGGGGGGCUGGACAUUGAUUAGCUGUUUUGGUGCUGGGCUUAAUAACUUCCUUAGUGUCGCGAUGGAUGGGAAGAGGGAAAGGAGGUGAUGGAUUGGUGCGGGCCCGGGAUUUGAACUGGAUUGGAUUGUUUGGAUUAGAAGUUAUGAGGUUAUGUCUCUUGGUUGGACCUUGUUUGUGCUCUUUUGGGGAUGGAGAGGAUGAGGAGGGGAAGGGGGAUGUAGGUAGAAUUGCUACGUAGCCCAAGUAGUUGUCUCCUCUCG